UAAAGCAAGCAGCACCAGGACCAGAUGCUGGUGACCCAGCAAUGCAGCCUCAACUCGCCAGUUGGAGCAAUGAGUUGACGAUGUAGUCGCAAUGCUCGGCGACAUCAGCACCUUCGCCGCACCAGCCACCAUCAGCGAGCAGCUCGACACCUUGAAGACCGAGGUUCGGCAAGUACACCAGCCGCCCGACAACAAUGGCAGCACCAGUGCAUCGAGGCUGUACAAGAUGCCGACGUUCUGGAUCGAGAAGUUUGAUGACUAUACGCAUCAGGACCCAGUCGUCUGGUGGCAAGGCUUUACAAAGGAGAUUGGGAUUCAUGAGGUCCCGAAUCACUUGUACAUCUCGGCGUUGUUCCUCAACGCCAAGUGUGGAUGCCAGAUCUGGCUGAGCCACAUGGCAACCAUCCAUGGCGUCCAGGUCUCCGACCUGCACAAGAAGAUCUCUUGGGACGAUAUGACGAAGGAAUGGAAGAAGCGGUUCAUUGUGGACGACGCCCCAACGCUCGCCAUCAACCGCCUCUUCGCCAUGACUCAAGGCAACACACCGACACGUGAUUGGCUCACAGAAUGGCAAAAGAUCGUGGCAACACCCGAUCUCGAGUUACCAUUAUCGCAUUUGUGUCGGGAGUUCUACAACCGGUCGUGUGCCGCCUUGAGCCUCGCACUCGAUGAUCGAGAACAGUACACGACCUUCGCCAAAAUCAUCAACAAGGCGCGUGAGAUCAUCAAGACCAACCGGGCUGCUGCACACGAGAAGUCAGCGUGGAAGCCAGCCCAUGCGGAGAAAGGAAAAUUUGGUCCGCGUCCGCAGCCCGUUGCUUCUGUCCAACCGGACAACAUUGUGGAAGACUUGACAAUGACCCCAGCACCACGUGAGGGAGAUCAGGUGGCCGCUGUCCAGCCGCGAAGCAACAACUCCCGUGGAAAAGGGAAGGCUAAAACUGCAUCGCCGGCCGGAAAUGGACAACCAGUACCAUGGGUCAAGUUCAACUUGACUGAGGCCGAAUACAAGUACCGCAGCCAAUACGGCUGCUGCUAUUGGUGCAACAACACCAGGCACAAGACCUCCCUAUGCCAAAAUCAAGGCAAGGAGGAUGUUCGACCUCGAAUCAACUCGGGAAACUGAGCUGCGCAAGAGGAGAGGCGACUCCACCUCUCACUCCGCCAGAUUCGGCCGCCUUGCUGGCGGCCUCCUACACAUCUGGGGAGAAUGCGGAUGUUGCGAGUCCUCGGUUCACUUACGAG
Molecule: messenger RNA, 1245 nt
Organism: Chara braunii
Lineage: Eukaryota; Viridiplantae; Streptophyta; Charophyceae; Charales; Characeae
Source: the annotation of a GenBank genome assembly